This is a messenger RNA of Bipolaris sorokiniana ND90Pr, 889 nucleotides long. RefSeq lists its product as uncharacterized. NCBI's taxonomy places the organism in Eukaryota, Fungi, Ascomycota, Dothideomycetes, Pleosporales, Pleosporaceae. The coding region runs from base 1 to 816 and encodes 271 amino acids. The transcript is spliced from 4 exons. Gene Ontology annotation, molecular function: oxidoreductase activity, acting on the CH-OH group of donors, NAD or NADP as acceptor. Gene Ontology annotation, cellular component: cytoplasm. The record is from RefSeq and is a predicted model, not a curated record.
AUGACUUCGACAGAACGGACAUCUGCCCAAGUGGCGCUCAUUACGGGUGGAGCCUCGGGCAUAGGGUUGUUUGUCGCAAAGCACCUCGUCGGGCAAGGCUGGAACGUUAUGAUUGUCGACUACAACGAAGAGGGUGGGCGGAAAGCAGCACGGGAUCUCGGGGAGGAUAAGGCUCUCUUUACGCGUGCUGAUGUUGCGGAUUACGACCAGCAAGCCAAAGCCUUUGUCGCGACGUGGAAGCAAUGGUCACGGCUCGAUUUUGUAUUUGCCAAUGCGGGCAUUCUCGACAGGACCAAUAUGUACGAGCUGGCUAAGGAACGAGAAGAUGGCACGCCCAUGAAGCCUGAUACAUCGGUUAUUGACAUCUGCCUGACUGCCGUAGUUUACUCGGCAUACAUUGCACUGCACUACUUCCGCAAGAAUCCCGGUGAAACUGGGAAGCUGGUUUCAACGGCGAGUCUGGCGGGCCUCUAUCCGUCACUGCAUCUUCCGAUGUACACGGCUGCGAAGCAUGGGGUCGUCGGCAUAACUAGAACCCUCGCCCAGACGCUCGAAGCGAUGGGGGAACCUAUGACUGUCAACUGCAUAUGCCCAGGCAUGGUUGAUACCGGUAUGGGUGAUGGGUCGACGAUAACGGACGCCAUGCGGAAGUUAAUAACGCCUCCAUCAACCAUUUUGCGCGCUGUGGAUGGAUUCUUGGCCGAUUCAAGCAAGAAUGGUCUUGUGGCAGAGUGUUCAGUCAACAAUAUCCACUACCGGACGCAGCCAGAGUGGGGUGACGAAGAAGCCAUGAAGGUUAUGACCCGUGCCUACUAGGUCUCUGGCCCUGUAACGAAUUAAGUUGGAGAGUAAUCACCACUUCUUGUUGCAAUCGAGUGUAGCGGCCAAG